GGCUAUAACUGCCUCCGCGGGAGCAUAUUUGGAAUAUUAAAAACCAGUUUUUUAAUAAAGUUUAGUAAAAUAAAAAUCACUUUAAUUAUUCAUGAGGUUUGAACGAGCCAAUGCAACUGCACCUGUAACAAGAGAAUGACCAAAUAUUUAAUAUUAAUUAUCCUUGACGUUCGAUUGACCCGUUAGGAAUGAAUGAAAUAAAUGAUAAUGUGGGCUGGCCACCACUGCUUCAGAGGUGUUUUGUGCUGGCCACCCAGAUCACCGGAUCUUAAUCCAACGGACUUUUACGUUUGAGGGCAUGCGACAAAGUUCAGGCUACUUCUGCUUGAACCAGAGAAUAGUUCGUUUUUGAAUUAAUCUGCCUGCAAUCAUAUGCGGAAAAAUUCCAAUCAAGUAUCAGCUGCAAUAAAUUCAUAAGUCGUAUCAAGAUGCAGAAAAUGUAUUGAAGCGGGUCGACUUCAUUUCGAACAAUUUCCUUAAUUUUUGUAGGUGCGGUACAUCACCGAUUGAAUUUGUGAUUUUAUUAUCUAUCAGUUUCACUAAACGAUUAUCAGCUUUUUCAUUUUUUACUUGAAACCGUUGAGUUGCACAGAGAAAUUGAAAGGAACUUUUUUGUCCAGAAUCCAAACCUGAUUUUUGUUUCACGAAAAAGCAAUGUCGUAUCAAUUUUUUCUUUAAAACCGCCCCUUAACGUAUUUUUAAUUAACCGUGCAAAAUUUCCUGUAAAUGUCCACAGCCGUUUUAUACAAAUUAAUAAAUUUGAUUUUCUUCAAGUCGAACUUGUAGCAAACCCCUUCACUUAACGAAGAGUUAAUAGUUUGCUCGAAAAUAGUUGCAAACUCAUAUUGCUUUUCGAUUCUCUAUCGUUUCCUGAAUUUCCGCUCUGCAACCUGGACCACCCUGUAUAUGAAGGCUGACCACUUCAGACUCAAUAAAGCUAUGUAUUCUCUCGAAGCGUGUCAUUGUGUUCGGUUUAAAAAUACAAAAAACUCGACCUUGUCUGUCAAAUUUAAUUCCACUUUUAGUAUUUCCACAAGUGUACAAACCGCAAGUACUGAAUAUUCAACUAAGUACAACUUUUUGUUGAAUAUUGCACAGUAGCGUCGAUUGAAGCACCUCAAUCUCAGCUAGUCAGAUAAGCCAACUUGUCGGCAAUGCAAAUGAUUUACAAACAAUUAUCUCGUAACACUGAUUCCGAGUAGGAAUGAACGAUAAUAUUUCAUACCUAAUUAAAUUUUUCAAGUUUCAUUUUAUUUGAUUAGUCUGGCGUAGCCAUGAACUGAGUAAAUUUCGAUAAGUGUAUAACAUUCCCAUUUACAAAUGCAGACAUCUUCAGCUGUGAACGAGCCAAGUCCUCGCAGGAUCGACUCGGCCAUUAUAAAAAAAAUUGUAUCAAACAGGUUUCCUAUUAUAUCAUGGCUACCCUCGUACACCAUCUACCUAUUCUUCCAAGAUCUUCUGGCCGGAUUUACCGUUGGGCUUACCGAAAUCCCUCAGGGCAUCGCUUAUGCGAUCGUUGCAGGUCUUCCCUCUCAAUAUGGUUUAUACAGCGCAAUUAUGGGUGGAUUUAUUUACUGUAUUUUUGGUGGAUGCAAAGAUAUUAACGUGGGACCCACCGCGAUUAUGGCGCUGAUCGUGCAAAGCAGCGUCACAACUAUGGGACCAAGUGGCGCUAUUCUAAUCACGUUUCUUUCGGGAAUCAUCAUUUUUAUGGCUGGAGUUCUACGUUUAGGUUUUCUCGUCCAGUUCUUCUCAUUCCCGGUCAUAUCGGGCUUCACCACAGCUGCAGCGCUAAGUAUAGCGUCGACUCAGUUGAAGCAGCUCUUGGGCAUUUCAGGGCCUGCGAGUAUUUUCUUGGAUGCCUGGAUAUCGCUUUUUAAGAACAUCAAAGAGACCAGAAAAUGGGACGCCAUUCUGGGAUUUAUGACCAUUUUCAUUGUGUUCGCUUUCAGAGAAAUCAAAAAAUAUGGAUCGUUGAAACACAAGCCUGAAUGGUCGCGAAAUCGGAACCUACUGGGGAAUUUUCUCUUCAUUUUUUCUUUGGCUGGAAACGCCGUGGUCGUUAUAGGUGGGACCUCAAUCGCAUAUGUGGCUCACAACAGCUACAAUGCCACCCCAUUUAUCCUCACAGGUGAUGUAGCUGGAGGUUUGCCCGAUCUAUCCCUGCCUCCAUUCAGCGUUACUUGGAAUGGCACUUAUUACAGUUUUUCAGCUAUGCUGUCUGAAUAUGGAAGCACUUUGGCCUUUUGUCCAAUAAUAGCCUUUUUAGAGCAUAUUGCGAUAGUUAAAGCUUUUUCCAAAGGGAAAAUCAUCGACGCUACUCAGGAACUAAUGGCCUUAGGACUAUCCAACAUUGCAGGGUCUUUGGUGCAAUCCAUGCCCGUCACUGGAUCAUUUACCAGAACUGCAGUAAAUAAUGCAUCAGGAGCCCGAACUACAAUUGCGGGUGUAAUUACCAGCUGCAUGUUACUGGUGGCACUGGUUCUACUCACUGGAGCCUUCAAGUAUAUUCCAAAGGCUACUUUGGCUGGAGUGAUCGUUGUGGCCAUGUACUAUUUGUGCGAGUUCGAUGCCAUUCCCAUUAUGUGGCGAACCAAACGAUUGGACCUAAUUCCGUUCUUCACUACUCUGAUGUGUUGCUUGCUGAUAAGCCUAGAAUACGGGAUUAUCAUAGGAAUAGGAAUCAAUUUGACUUUCAUUCUAUACGAUGCUGCCAGGCCCAAGUUGUACGUUGAACGGUUGAUGCUUCAGGAGCGCAUUAUUUACGUAAUACGGCCGAAAGCCAGUCUUUAUUUUACAUCAGCUGAAUUCCUGCGGGAAAAAAUGCUCAAGGAUUGUGGCGAGAGUGAGUCCCUAAUAGUUAUAGACGGGGAAUUCGUUCCCAGUGUUGAUGCUACGGUUGCGAGGGGUUUCUUCAAUUUGCUGCAGGACUUGGAGCUGAGACACCAAACAGUAUUAUUCUGGAACUUCAAUCAGACAGUCACUGAUAUAUGUUCGGGAGAACACAAAAAACUUGGAUGUUUUUUCAGAAACGGGACGUUGGAAAGCGUAAUUAAUGAUAUUUCUAAGCAAAGUGCGAUCGAGACGACAGCACGGAAUUCUGAUGUGCAAGCGUAAAUAAACAUAACAAAAAAUCA
Messenger RNA from Dendroctonus ponderosae (mountain pine beetle), 3137 nucleotides. RefSeq names its product sodium-independent sulfate anion transporter. Gene Ontology annotation, molecular function: sulfate transmembrane transporter activity. The record is from RefSeq and is a predicted model, not a curated record. Bases 1321 to 3117 code for a protein of 598 amino acids. The transcript has 11 exons. NCBI's taxonomy places the organism in Eukaryota, Metazoa, Arthropoda, Insecta, Coleoptera, Curculionidae. Gene Ontology annotation, biological process: transmembrane transport. Gene Ontology annotation, cellular component: membrane.